Molecule: messenger RNA, 1608 nt
Organism: Phlebotomus papatasi
Lineage: Eukaryota; Metazoa; Arthropoda; Insecta; Diptera; Psychodidae
Product: activator of 90 kDa heat shock protein ATPase homolog 1
Exons: 2
Coding region: 121-1158 (345 amino acids)
Biological process (GO): positive regulation of ATP-dependent activity; protein folding
Cellular component (GO): cytosol
Molecular function (GO): protein-folding chaperone binding; ATPase activator activity
Source: RefSeq, a predicted model, not a curated record
AUAAAAGUUCUUUCAAGAAACUCGAUUAAGUCGGUCUAUUGCUAGGAGUUUUCAGAUUUGUGCUAUUUUUCCUUGAUAAAAAACGUGAAUACCUUGAGAAUAUAACCUAGAUUAGAGACAAUGGCCAAAUGGGGAGAAGGUGAUCCCCGGUGGAUAGUAGAGGAGCGCCCCGAUGCUACGAAUGUGAACAAUUGGCAUUGGACGGAGAAAAAUGCCACUCCAUGGUCCAAGGAGAAACUCCGGGCACUUCUGCAGGAUUUUGUGGUGGAUGAGGGAAGUGCUAAGGUGACAGUCACAGAAAUUGAGAAGCUAGAGGGUGAAUCGUCAGCCAAUAAUCGGAAAGGCAAGCUCAUCUUUUUCUACGAGUGGAACAUCGUGGCCAAGUGGAAGGGGCAAUUGCCGGGUGAGGAGUCUUCAGUCACCGGAAAGAUCACCAUUCCUAAUCUGUCAGAGGAGAAUGAUCUCAAAGAUAUCGAUGUGCUUGUGACUGUGGAUGAGAAUGAUUCGCAAUCGGAACAACUGAAGCAGUUCAUGUACAAUGUGGGCAGAGAGAAGAUCCGGGAAUUGCUGGGAGUGUAUGUCCGGGAACUGAGAGAGGAAUUUUCCAAAGGGAUGAUCCUGCCCAAGAAGGACGGUAGCAACCCACCAAAAGUCGAUGCUGUGUCUAACAUCAAGAGUGGCUUCAACAAGAAGAUUAAUAUUGAACCUGUGGUUAAUACUCAGGCGUCCAAGGGUUCUGUUGGGCACAAAAUCAAUGUGGUCACCAUAACAUCAUCGGAGAAUUUCCAGUGCCAGGCGAAUGCACUCUAUGAUGCUCUCACGCGAGUUGAAAUGGUCACGGCCUUCACCAGGGCCCAUGUUAAAAUGGACCCGGUACCUGGAGGAGAUUUCGCCUAUUUUGGUGGAAAUGUGAGUGGUAAAUUCCAAGAAUUGGUCCCUAGUAAACGUAUAAAACAAACUUGGAGACUCAAACAGUGGCCAGAGGGGCAUUUUUCGACGGUUCUCAUGGAAAUUGAGGAGAAGGAAGAUCAUUCAGUUCUUACAUUGACACAAACGGGUGUUCCGGCUGCCGAAGAAGAAGCUACACGAAACAAUUGGAAACGCUACUAUUGGGAUAGUAUUAAACAAACUUUUGGAUUCGGAAGCUUUUUAGGGUAAAUCGUAUUGAAUUAAAGUUUUUUCUCCUUCUUUAAAUUAUGAAAUGUGGAAAGAGAAAUAGGAUAAAUAUUGUCGAUUUGCAAAAGAUUAUUUAAAAAUAUGUUUCUCCCGGAAAAAAAAAACAAUUAGUGAAAUUUUGUACACCAAUUCCAACAGAAACGCUUCGUAAUGAUUUUUUUAAAAUCAAAUUUACUGUUUUUCAUUUUAAGCUGAAUCACAAAUUAGUAAAUUCAAUUAAAUUCAGUUAAUUUUUGCAAUUAAAAUGAGCGAUUUAAUUUUGGGAAGAUUAUGACAAUUUGUAUAAAAUGAAAAUGCUGUGGUUUUAUCAUAAAAUAAUUUAAUGGUGACUUAUCGACUUGAAACAUCCAAAACUGUUGCUAAAAAUUAGUCUAGCGAAUAUUUCAAUCAACAAUUGAUACCUUUGUCUCAUGUUUCGACAGUGAACGAAAA